This is a messenger RNA of Solea senegalensis (Senegalese sole), 842 nucleotides long. RefSeq names its product high mobility group protein B1-like. Gene Ontology annotation, biological process: regulation of transcription by RNA polymerase II. Gene Ontology annotation, molecular function: DNA binding, bending. The record is from RefSeq and is a predicted model, not a curated record. The transcript has 5 exons. NCBI's taxonomy places the organism in Eukaryota, Metazoa, Chordata, Actinopteri, Pleuronectiformes, Soleidae. The coding region runs from base 7 to 630 and encodes 207 amino acids.
AAAACGAUGACAUCCAAACAGAAAAUCAAGAUGGUGAAGGAUCCAAAGAAGCCGAGGGGCAAAAUGUCCUCGUACGCCUACUUUGUGCAGACAUGUCGCGAAGAGCACAAGAAGAAACAUCCGGAAGCCUCUGUCAACUUCUCAGAGUUCUCCAAGAGAUGCUCUGAGCGGUGGAAGACUAUGUCACAAAAGGAGAAAUGCAAGUUUGAAGACAUGGCCAAACUGGAUAAGGUGCGUUACGAGAGGGAAAUGAAGACCUAUAUUCCCCCCAAGGGCCAGAAGAAGAAGCGCUUCAAGGACCCCAACGCCCCCAAGAGACCACCGUCGGCCUUCUUCCUCUUCUGCGCAGACUUUCGCCCCAAGGUCAAAAGCGAGCAUCCUGGACUCUCCAUCGGGGACACGGCAAAGAAGUUGGGAGAGAUGUGGAACGGCACAGCCGCAGAGGACAAGCAGCCGUAUGAGCGGAAAGCUGCCAAGCUGAAGGAGAAAUACGACAAGGAUAUUGUUGCAUACCGCACAAAGGGCAAAGUGGAUUCAGCGUCAGCUAAAGCAGAGGAGGACGAUGAGGAGGAGGAAGACGAGGAGGGAGAGGAGGACGACGACGAUGACGACGAUGACGAUGACGAGUAGACUGCAAUGAUGAUGGAGCCUCCCAAGUUUUGAUUUUUGCCAUAUAAUCCUAAUAUACUCGAUUCACCGUUAUGAAACAGAAGUUGAUUGAACAAGAACAUGUGUAUAUUUAAUGUUUUUAUGAUGUACAAGCACCUCCCCUUUACUUUUAUUUUGUAAAGUUAACACUACAUAUCUUAAGUUUGCAAUUUUUUUCUAGUGGUAGUUCUUUA